Molecule: messenger RNA, 3463 nt
Organism: Gopherus flavomarginatus (Mexican gopher tortoise)
Lineage: Eukaryota; Metazoa; Chordata; Testudines; Testudinidae
Gene: MCC
Product: MCC regulator of WNT signaling pathway
Exons: 20
Coding region: 66-3152 (1028 amino acids)
Biological process (GO): negative regulation of canonical Wnt signaling pathway
Cellular component (GO): cytoplasm
Molecular function (GO): calcium ion binding
Source: RefSeq, a predicted model, not a curated record
UUGCGGACUGAGGGUCCCGGUCGCCGCGGGUUGCGCUGCCUGCUCCUCCUCCUGAGCAGAGCCGCAUGAUGGCGGCAGCUGCGGCCGUGGUGGUGGAGGUGAGCGUGAGCAGCACCGGGAGCAGCAGCAGCGACACGUCAAGCACCGGCGAGGAGGAGAGGAUGAGGCGCCUCUUCCAGACCUGCGAUGGCGAUGGUGAUGGCUACAUCAGCAGAAAUGACUUGCUGAUGGUGUGCCGUCAGUUGAAUAUGGAGGAGUCUGUUGCUGAGAUUAUGCACCAACUAGGAGCAGAUGAAAAUGGGAAGAUUUCCUUUCGGGAUUUUACUCGGUGCCGCAUGCAGCUUGUGCGAGAAAUCAGGAAAGAGGAAGUGGAACUUUCCGUGAAAUCAGAUGACUCUUGUAAAAAGAAGUUGUUAAGGGACAGAAUAGCCUCCUGGCCAACGAGCAGUGAUAACAGUUUGGGUGCCUUAUCAGGUGCUAGAGAAAGCUGGGAAUAUGAUUCUGGUGCAAGAGACCUUCAGAGUCCUGACCUGCAGAGCCAUUCUACCCUACAGAAGCUCUUGGAGUAUGGAGGCAGCAGUAUGAGUCGUCAAGCUGCUCUGCAGAAACUGCUAACGCAGGCCUCCAAUCUUAGCAACUCAGUUGGAGGAAGCUAUUUAGAGCUUGCCAACACUGUUCCCAGCCUUGGCAAGACAAGUCUUGUAAUUUUGCUGGAGCCAAGACAGCUCCAUUUAGCAGCCCUGGCAUCACUAAAGGGAGAUAUAGUGGAGCUUAAUAAACGUCUGCAGCAAACAGAAAGGGAGCGGGACCUGCUGGAAAAAAAAUUGGCAAAGGCGCAGUGUGAACAGUCUCAUCUAAUGAGAGAGCAUGAAGAUGUACAGGAGCGAACAACACUACGCUAUGAAGAACGAAUCACAGAGCUUCACAGCAUUAUCGCUGAAUUAAAUAAGAAGAUUGACCGACUACAAGGAACAACAAUAAGGGAGGAAGAUGAAUAUUCUGAACUACGAUCAGAGCUCAGCCAGAGCCAGCAUGAGGCUAACGAAGAUUCACGCAGCAUGGACCAGGAUCAGACUUCUGUUUCAGUACCAGAGAACCAGUCCACUAUGGUCACUGCUGACAUGGAUAACUGCAGUGAUUUGAACUCCGAACUGCAGAGAGUGCUGACAGGGCUGGAGAAUGUAGUCUGCGGGAGGAAGAAGAGCAGUUGCAGUUUGUCUGUAGCAGAAGUGGACAGACACAUUGAACAACUCACCACUGCCAGCGAACAUUGUGAUCUAGCUAUUAAGACAGUGGAGGAGAUUGAGGGUGUGCUGGGACGGGAUCUGUAUCCAAACCUGUCUGAAGAGAGAUCUCGGUGGGAAAAGGAGCUGGCUGGUCUGAGGGAAGAAAAUGAGAGCCUCACUGCUAUGCUGUGCAGCAAAGAAGAGGAGCUGAACAGAACCAAGGCCACCAUGAACGCUAUCCGGGAAGAAAGAGACAGAUUACGCAGAAGGGUUCGGGAACUGCAAACACGUUUACAGAGCAUCCAGGCAACAGGCCCAUCCAGUCCAGGUCGUCUCACUUCCGCAAAUCGACCCGUGAACCCCAGUACUGGAGAGCUGAGCACAAGCAGUAGCAGCAAUGACAUUCCCAUUGCCAAGAUUGCUGAACGAGUGAAGCUCUCAAAGACAAGGUCAGAGUCUUCAUCGUCUGACCGACCUGUCCUAGGAUCAGAAAUCAGCAGCAUAGGGGUGUCUAGCAGUGUGGCUGAGCAUUUAGCCCAUUCUCUCCAAGACUGCUCCAACAUCCAGGAAAUCUUUCAGACACUCUAUUCACAUGGAUCUGCUAUCUCUGAAAGCAAAAUCCGAGAGUUUGAAGUGGAAACAGAGAGGUUAAAUAGCCGUAUUGAGCACUUAAAAUCCCAGAAUGACUUGUUGACAAUAACGCUGGAGGAGUGCAAGAGCAAUGCUGAGAGGAUGAGCAUGCUGGUUGGGAAAUAUGAGUCCAAUGCCACGGCACUCAGACUUGCACUGCAGUACAGUGAACAGUGCAUAGAAGCAUACGAGCUGCUGCUGGCUUUGGCAGAAAGUGAACAGAGUCUCAUUCUUGGUCAAUUUAGAGCUGCAGGCAUUGGGUCUGUUGGGGACCAAACAGGUGAUGAGAACAUUACCCAAAUGCUCAAGAGAGCUCACGACUGCAGGAAGACAGCUGAGAAUGCAGCAAAAGCCCUGCUGAUGAAGUUAGACGGCAGCUGCGGGGGAGCCUAUGCAAUCACUGGCUGUAGCGUACAGCCCUGGGAGAGCCUGUCAUCCAACAGCCACACCAGCACUACCAGCUCAACUGCAAGUAGCUGUGAUACGGAGUUCACAAAGGAGGAUGAGCAGAGGUUGAAGGAUUACAUCCAGCAGCUGAAGAAUGACAGGGCAGCAGUCAAGCUGACCAUGUUGGAGCUGGAGAGCAUCCAUAUUGAUCCCCUUAGUUAUGAUGUCAAACCUCGUGGAGACAGCCAGAGGCUAGAUCUGGAAAAUGCAGUACUGAUGCAGGAACUCAUGGCAAUGAAGGAGGAGAUGGCAGAGCUUAAGGCACAACUGUACCUGCUAGAGAAAGAGAAGAAAGCACUGGAGUUGAAACUCAGCACUCGAGAGGCUCAAGAACAGGCCUAUCUAGUUCACAUUGAGCACCUGAAGUCUGAAGUAGAAGAGCAAAAAGAACAGAAAAUAAGAUCUCUCAGCUCCACCAGUAGUGGCAGCAAAGACAAAUUGGGCAAGGAAUGCACAGAUGGGACCACAACACCAUUAACCCUAGCUGAGCUGAGACCAUACAACGACAGUGAACUGGCUGCAGAACUGACAAAUGCACUCAGACGAGAGAAGAAACUGAAAGGGAGAGUGCAAGAGUUAGUGAGUGCCUUAGAGAGACUCACGAAGAGCAGCGAAAUCAGACAUCAGCAGUCUGCAGAGUUUGUUAAUGACCUGAAAAGGGCAAACAGUAACCUUGUGGCAGCUUAUGAAAAAGCAAAGAAGAAGCAUCAAAACAAACUGAAGAAACUGGAGUCUCAAAUGAUGGCCAUGGUUGAGAGACAUGAGACUCAAGUGAGGAUGCUCAAACAAAGAAUAGCAUUGCUGGAGGAGGAGAACUCAAGACCUCACACCAAUGAAACUUCGCUUUAAAAUAAAUGAUGACAAUUAGUGCCAUUAAAAACCAGUUUUUUUUUCCUUUACUGAUUUUAGGUAGUGAACACUAUUAAGGAUUUGAAACAUAACAGGCAUAGAUCAGUCUUGUGGCUUUGUCAAGUCAAGCCAGGAGGAAUGGGGAGACUAUUUUGGCAAAGGAUUGUUUAUUGAUCACUGCUUGAAACGGACAGUGUCUGAAGGUAAAGUUUCUGGUCAUACCAAGGUUACAUUCACAGUAUAUGUGAUUGUCUAUAUGCACACACAUGCAGGAUUAUCGCCCAUCCUCAAAUCCUAGUGGGUGGCAGUCC